CAAUUGGAAACUAUUUAUACAUGUUUGUCCAUGAUAGUACUUCAACCUAUUUGGGUACUGUAUGAUUCAUCACUUUCUCUGUGUAUUACUUUAAAGAAAAGCUAUAUAAUCAAUAAUUAUAUCUCUGUCGUAAUUGUCUGCUAUUUUAUGAUGCCCCAGUAUCCAAGCCUGAGUUCAGAGCUUGUGAAGUUAUACUUAUAAGAAAAGCCACAACUCUCUAAUAUAUGAACCCCUUAUAUCCUAUCCACUUGGUCUGAUGACUAGAAUAUCAAUAUGGCACACCGGCCUGUUGCCUUCAAUCGCAUAAUCACUACCCACGAUCACCGAACCGGAAAGGCUGUCUUUCAGAAGGGUAUCGAUGAGAGUGUUCCUUUUGCAGGGUUUCCGGUUCCACCGGGAAGGCCGACUACAUCUGACUAUGCACUUGCCUAUGCAACCACAAGAUUUCCAGUGAAGGGGCUUUCCCCACCCGCGCUAGUCACACCUGAGGCAGAUGCAAACCUGGACAUCAAACAAUAUAUGUCUAAACUCCGCGAUCCCUCCCCUUUAAACCCAGAUAAGGGAACGGCCUGCACAGUAAUUGAGGUGCCGCCUAAAGUUGACAUCCCGAUGCACCGGACUGAGAGUCUUGAUUACGGUGUUGUCAUUGAUGGAACUACGGAACUAGUCCUUGACUCGGGUGAGACGAGAGUUUUAAGAAAAGGCGAUGUUUUCAUCCAGCGAGGCACUGCGCAUUCAUGGCGGAAUAUUACUCACUCAGAGGACAACAACGGUGUUCUCCGUGUGUUCUUUGUUUUUCAACCAAUUGAGCCUGUGCGGAUCGGGGAGGAAGAGUUGCACCAAGAUUUGGAGCUAUCCUUGAAACCCAAGCAUUAGUCAGCUAGAAUAGCAUUUUGACCAGCCAGCUUCGGCCGGAAAUAUGAAUUUUUAACAAGUGAGUGAUGGCAUGAGAAACAAUACCUAUUGCCCGGCGGAAGAAAACUACAGACUAUGGUACAGUCGUAAAAGCUAGCUGUUGUGGAGCUAGCUGGAAGAGGCAACGUUACAUGUCCAAUCACAGUUUUAUUACA
This is a messenger RNA of Paecilomyces variotii, 1070 nucleotides long. RefSeq lists its product as hypothetical. The transcript has a single exon. The coding region runs from base 274 to 876 and encodes 200 amino acids. NCBI's taxonomy places the organism in Eukaryota, Fungi, Ascomycota, Eurotiomycetes, Eurotiales, Thermoascaceae. The record is from RefSeq and is a predicted model, not a curated record.